ACCCACUUUCUAGAGGAAAAAAAAAAGAAUUAGAUCAAUCACACACACACAUACACACAAAAAAUAGUGGAUUCCUCCACGAAAAUGGCAGCCACUAGAGUGCUAACAACAGCUGCUGUAGUAGCAGCAUCCGCUGGCCAAACAACGACGUCGUGUUUAUUCACAAAUCGACCUUUUCUUCUUCCGACAACAACACGUAAAGCUUACGGCUUUAACGGUCUCUGCUUCAACAACAACAACAAGAGAUCAUCAUCCUUAGUGGUGGUGAAAUCUUCUAAUAAGAGACCCUUUUCUUGUAAUGCCAUUUACAAUCCUCAGGUUCAGACAAUCCAGGAAGGCCAAUCUGAUUCCCUAGAUUACAGAGUUUUCUUUCAAGAUGGCUCCGGUAAGAAGGUAUCUCCAUGGCAUGAUAUACCAUUGCAUUUAGGAGAUGACGUUUUUCACUUUAUAGUGGAAAUCCCUAAAGAGUCCAGAGCUAAAAUGGAGGUUGCUACUGAUGAAUCUUUCACUCCUAUUAAGCAAGACACUAAGAAAGGGAAGCUCAGAUAUUAUCCUUACAACAUAAACUGGAACUAUGGAUUGUUUCCACAAACAUGGGAAGAUCCAACUCUGGCAAACUCUGAGGUUGAAGGUGCUUUUGGAGAUAAUGAUCCUGUUGAUGUUGUUGAGAUUGGUGAAAGUCAAAGGAAGACUGGUGAGGUUCUAAAGGUGAAGCCUUUAGCUGCUUUAGCUAUGAUUGAUGAAGGAGAGCUAGAUUGGAAGAUUGUUGCCAUUUCUUUAGAUGAUCCUAAAGCUCAUCUUGUGAAUGAUGUUGAUGAUGUUGAGAAGCACUUCCCAGGUACUCUUACAGCUAUUAGAGAUUGGUUUAGAGACUACAAGAUCCCAGAUGGGAAGCCUGCUAACAAGUUUGGUCUUGGAAACAAACCAGCAAAUAAAGAUUAUGCUUUGAAGAUCAUUCAUGAGACGAAUGAAUCAUGGGCUAAACUUGUCAAGAGAUCAGUUUCUCCUGGAGAACUUUCACUUUUCUGAAACAGUUUCAAGAUAAUCUGAGUAAUGUUCUCAUCCUUGAGUGAAAACUUUUUCUUUCUUUUUUUUUGAUGAAAUUUGAACAAUUGAGAUGCUUUUUAGCUGAUUGAACGAAUGAGAAAUAACAUCAACAUAUCAUAUUUUAUGUU
Molecule: messenger RNA, 1175 nt
Organism: Camelina sativa (false flax)
Lineage: Eukaryota; Viridiplantae; Streptophyta; Magnoliopsida; Brassicales; Brassicaceae
Product: soluble inorganic pyrophosphatase 6, chloroplastic-like
Biological process (GO): phosphate-containing compound metabolic process
Cellular component (GO): cytoplasm
Molecular function (GO): magnesium ion binding; inorganic diphosphate phosphatase activity
Source: RefSeq, a predicted model, not a curated record